Molecule: messenger RNA, 372 nt
Organism: Rhipicephalus sanguineus (brown dog tick)
Lineage: Eukaryota; Metazoa; Arthropoda; Arachnida; Ixodida; Ixodidae
Exons: 2
Coding region: 1-372 (123 amino acids)
Source: RefSeq, a predicted model, not a curated record
AUGUUAACCACGUAUGUAAAUCUCCUCAUCAGGUUCGUUAUAACAACGAGAACGACUUCUGGCGGAGGAGGAGGCGGCUAUGGAGGAGGUGGCGGCGGCUACGGAGGUGGUGGAUUUGGAGGUGGCGGCUUCGGUGGCGGCGGUGGCGGAGGCUUUAGCGGCGUCGGAGUCGGCAGUGCCUCCAAAUUCAAGGGAAGCACCAUCUACGUGCUCAAGCCCCGCGUAACCGGCGGCGGUGGAUAUGGCGGUGGCGGUGGCGGUUUCGGUGGAGGCGGAUGGAAAACAAAGUGGAGCCUCGACGGAAUCACGGCUCGGCGGCGUUUCACCACAUCUAGUCGCCGCACCACCCUUUCGACCACACUGGACUUGUAA